UUAUUGCCUAAAAUGAGCUCCAAAAUGGCAAAAUCUGGUGUAAUUGAAGCAAUGAUGAGGACCGCGAGCGUGAUGAAUUCGCACCAAACUCUCGUACUGAAAUCGGCAAUCAUCUCCAGACUUAUUGUUUUGGCCCUGAUCGUCCUCUGGCGUUCCCUCUUCAGCCCCUACGACACCUCCGCUACCUUAAACCCUAGCUGCCUAAUCGAUUCUCCGUCGGAGCCCCAAAGGCUACCACUGCUCCCGGGUCUGGCCUCCGCCGUCGAAAGCUGCAUCGUUUGGGACAGCGUUUACUUCGUUCGUAUCGCCCAAUGUGGCUACGAGUACGAGCAGUCCUACGCGUUCCUUCCCCUCCUUCCUCUUUGCAUUUCGCUUCUCUCUCGCACAGUGUUUGCGUGGCUGGUUCCGCUUAUUGGAUUUCGGGCGGUAUUGGGGUUCUCUGGCUAUGUAGUUAGCAAUGUCGCUUUUGUACUCGCUGCUGUUUAUUUCUACAGACUUUCAGUUGUCAUUCUGAAGGACUCUGAAGCUGCAUUUCGGUCCUCAAUUUUGUUUUGCUUCAACCCAGCUUCUAUAUUUUAUUCAUCAAUAUAUUCAGAGAGUUUGUAUGCGCUGUUUUCGGUUGGGGGAGUGUACCAUCUAGUAUCCGGUGCAAAUAGUAUUGCUGUUUUUUGGUUUGCUCUCUCUGGUUGUGCAAGAUCCAAUGGAGUGCUUAACGCUGGUUAUUUCUGUUUUCAGACCUUGCAUCAGGCUUAUGAUGCUGUAUUCCAAAAAAAGAAUGCUUGUUCAGCAAUGCAGGUUCUCGUUACUGGAGCACUGCGUUGUAUAUGUAUCUUUAUUCCAUUCAUUUCCUUUCAAGCAUAUGGAUACUUCAAUAUCUGCCGUGGAAGAUCUCUUGAUGAAAUGAGACCUUGGUGCAAGGCAAGUGUACCAUUACUGUACAGCUAUAUACAAAGUCACUAUUGGGGAGUUGGCUUCUUGAAAUAUUUUCAAUUGAAACAGCUACCAAACUUUCUACUUGCAUCCCCAAUAUUGACUUUGGCACUUUGUUCCAUUGUCAGUUAUGUAAAGUUACGUCCCAAAAUUGUUUUCUCACUGGGUUUUCGAGCUUCUGAUGAGGAAAAAGAAUCUAUGGCUUUGUUUUAUUCUUCAAAUUCAAUGCAGUCGUCACAAGUUGCUAGCCUCUCUAGCAAUUCUCCAUCCAAGAAGAGAGAGUAUCACAACCUUAGACAGAGGAAGCAAGUGAUUGAGGAAACUGAUCCAGUCACACGCUCAGUGGAACAAAGAGCACUAGGAAAGCCCAGUUUCUUGUCUGUUUCCAUUCUCCCAUUUAUUUUACAUUUGGCAUUCAUGGCGGCCACAGCAUUUUUCAUGAUGCAUGUGCAGGUUGCAACGCGUUUCCUAUCUGCUAGUCCCCCUCUUUAUUGGUUUGCAUCGUAUAUAACAAAAAUUGCUGGUUCUGGUAAGAGAUGGGGAUAUGUGAUUUCGGUAUACUGCACAGCAUACAUUCUUCUGGGCAGUUUGCUGUUCUCAAACUUUUACCCUUUCACUUGAUAUGCUGUGGGAGUAGUUUCUUGCUUGUCAAUAUUGCUUCUCAAGCAAGCUUUAGGCAUGUACAGAACAUGGCAACUCAGCUGCUCAAAAAUCCUUUCCUGUCCUACUGCCAGAACUUGGAAGCUUGAUUGGUAAACCCUUCUUCAUCGAGGUGGCGUUGCUUUGGAUUACUCGUCAAAGGAGCCGUUCAAAAGCUUUCGAUUCUAAUGCAACUCAAUCAGUUCUGUCAAACCUUCUGUCAGUUUCUAGUUUUGUCAUUGGGGUACACAGCUAGAAGCGGGUGACAGUUUAGUGGAUCUGGUUGGGGUAUAGCUAAUUUGUUCAUGUAUUCUCUCGGGCUCAUUUUGAAUGGCGAGGUUUUGUCUAAAUUAUUCUGAAGUGUGAGAAGAAAAUUGCAAGCAUUACCUUGCUUAUGAACUAUUGAAUCAGAAUCUUAGUCAUCUUUUGUCACCUAAACCCGGCUGGAUAGUAGAGUGAAAUGCAAUAUUAAUAUCCUGAUUUGGAGAUU
Molecule: messenger RNA, 2059 nt
Organism: Tripterygium wilfordii
Lineage: Eukaryota; Viridiplantae; Streptophyta; Magnoliopsida; Celastrales; Celastraceae
Product: GPI mannosyltransferase 2-like
Exons: 8
Coding region: 13-1551 (512 amino acids)
Biological process (GO): GPI anchor biosynthetic process
Cellular component (GO): endoplasmic reticulum membrane; mannosyltransferase complex
Molecular function (GO): alpha-1,6-mannosyltransferase activity; GPI mannosyltransferase activity
Source: RefSeq, a predicted model, not a curated record